AUGAGCGUUACCCAGUGGAAACUAUCUAGUUUGUGCGUCUCUCUGCUAUUUCUCCACUUCUUUCAUUAUUCUUCACCCCAGAAAACCUGCCCAAGCUGUGGCUCUCUACAAAUUCCAUAUCCAUUAAGCACCAAUCCUACCUGUGGUGAUUCAGAUUAUCAUGUACGUUGUGACCCAAACUCUCAGAAACUCUAUUUUGAUUCCCUCAACGGGAGCUCUUACCUUGUCCUCAGAGUUAUGCCUUCUUUGCAACGCAUGGUUUUGCAACCAUCACCCUGGGUGCCUGGCACUUGCAUCACUCAAGACAUGCCAAGGAGUGAGGGAUUCUGGUUGAACCAGACACUCCCUUUUAACCUAACUUCUUCUAAUACUAUAUUCCUAUUCAAUUGUUCACCUCGUCUCAUGGUCUCUCCUCUCAAUUGCACUCCAUCUAGUCUUUGCCACAGGUACCUGGAGAGCUCUGAACAUGUUGAUGAAGAACGUGCACCAAAGUGUGCAAGUGGUCCUAAACCAUGCUGCACCUUUAUUGCUGGUGGCAUGCCAUCAGCAUACAAGAUAAGGCUGCAUAGUUCGGGCUGCCAAGCAUUUAGAAGCAUCCUUCACUUGGAUGCUGAAAAACCUGCAAGUGAGUGGGAGGAGGGACUGGAACUACAAUGGGCUCCCCCAGCUGAACCCCUCUGCAAAUCCCAAGUUGACUGCACUGGGCCUUCGACAUGUUCAACAGCUGGUAAAUCUGGCAAUCUUCGUUGUGUUUGCAAUAAAGGAUAUUAUUGGAAUCAUGGCUCAGCAACUUGCUUGACGACGAACAAGAAGACCUCAAACUCUAGUCUCGCUCUGAAAGUUUCUCUUGGGAUUUCUGCAUUUUUAACUUUUGUUGUGGCACUAACUACGUUUACUUUGAGAAAGUCAGUCAGAUUUUCUGGCCAGCCGAAGCUUGCUAAAGCAAGAGAAGACAUGUUGAAGCUUGAGAAUGAUGGAAAAUCUGCAAGGAUGUUCAGUUUCAAAGAGGUAAUAAAAGCUACAAAUGGUUUCUCUAAAAACAGGAUUUUGGGGAGUGGUGGAUUUGGAGAAGUUUAUAAAGGUGAGCUUCAAGAUGGAACUGUUGUUGCGAUAAAAUCAGCAAAGGUGGGCAACGUAAAAAGCACAGAGCAAGUCCUCAAUGAACUACGCAUACUUUCUCAAGUCAAUCACAAGAACUUAGUAAAACUUUUAGGGUAUUGUGUUGAAGCUGAACAACCACUGAUUAUUUAUGAGUACAUUUCCAAUGGAACCCUCCAUGACCAUCUGCAUGGCAAAUACUCCCAUUCUCUGGACUGGAAAACAAGAUUAAAAAUUGCUUUAGGAACAGCUGAAGCAUUGGCUUAUCUGCACUCAGCAGCAUAUACUCCAAUCUACCACAGAGAUGUCAAGUCGACAAACAUACUCUUAGAUGAUGACUUCAAUUCUAAAGUGUCAGACUUCGGGCUAUCAAGAUUGGCUUGCCCAGGAUUGAGUCACAUAUCCACUUGUGCCCAAGGAACAUUAGGGUACUUAGAUCCUGAGUAUUACCGCAACUACCAGCUGACUGACAAAAGUGAUGUUUAUAGCUUUGGGGUUGUGCUCCUAGAAAUUUUGACUUCAGCGAAAGCAAUUGAUUUUUCACGAGAUGAUGAUGAUGUAAAUUUAGCCAUUUAUGUGAGUCAGAAAGCUAAUAGUGGCCUCAUCAUGGAAGUUGUGGACAAAAAAUUGCUAGUAGAGAAACCUUCAGUAGAAAUGAUGUCUAGUAUUAGGGCCUUCUCUGAGCUUGCUCUUGCCUGUUUAAAGGAAAAGAAGGUGGACAGACCAAGCAUGACUCACAUCGUUCAGGAACUUAAAUACAUCACUGAAAUGGUAAAUCAGGAAGAGGUUUGUACUAACAUGAGUGUGUGAAUAUAUCUUAGUAUCUUUCGAAAGGAAUGCAAUAAAGUGCGAAUAUCUGUGAUCUUUGAAUAUCCAGAUAAUCUGUGGAUAUGAGGAGAAUAAAAAGGUAUAUGUAUAGCAAGAAGACCCUUUCAGUUUUCAUGAUUCAAGAAGUCUGUAAAGGGAUUCUGCAUAUGGAUACUAGUGGGAUGCAAAGACAUGAAAAAGAUAUGCUUUGGGAUCAGAUGCUUACUUUGAGUGGAAAGUAAGUAUUGAAUUGAAGGUCUUAGGUAUGGAAUAGUGGUUUGAGAGGUCUCAAAUUUGCGGUUUUAGAUCUGGUCCAAGGAUCCGUCUUGGAUCAAUCAAAUACAGCACCAGAUCCUUUGAACCCUUAAUGUGUAGAGUCAGAUUCAGUCCCAAAUUCUCCAAAAUUCUCCUACCAAUUGUAGAACCAUUGGCAAAUAUCAUGUGUAAUUGUUGGUAUUAA
This is a messenger RNA of Coffea eugenioides, 2365 nucleotides long. RefSeq names its product wall-associated receptor kinase-like 20. Gene Ontology annotation, biological process: protein phosphorylation. The transcript has a single exon. NCBI's taxonomy places the organism in Eukaryota, Viridiplantae, Streptophyta, Magnoliopsida, Gentianales, Rubiaceae. Gene Ontology annotation, molecular function: protein kinase activity; ATP binding; polysaccharide binding. Bases 1 to 1908 code for a protein of 635 amino acids. The record is from RefSeq and is a predicted model, not a curated record.